CUAAGGAUAAUAAAUUAGCACAGGCUGUUGUCAGGCUGUGUAAGUGUCUGGCACUAAGACCCAGCUGCUCCCUCCUCCAUGCAGCAGCACUCUGCCGCUACGAGAGGAGGACCAGAAAUCUGCAGCUCACAGAAUGAAGAGAUCAAAAUGAUGCUGUCUGUAAAAAGGGAUUAAACUCUGGGCGCCACCUCGCAACUAUCGGCUGCUGGUGGAUAAAACAGAUUUGCCACCGGGGGUUGAGAAAGGAGACAUGCCGUCGCUGAGCAUCCAUUGCGACGCUUGACUGACCAUGAUGAAGACCGAAUCCACAUCCAAGAGCACCGGCUCUGGCUCUACGCUCAGGAGCCCAUCCCCGCACAGGAACGCGUACGAGGCGGGGAUGCAGGCCCUGAAGCCCGUCAAAGACAAUGCUGCGAAUGGGGACAUGCAGGAGGGCCCCCGAGGGCGCAGGUACGGCUCCAACGUGCACCGUAUCAAAAACAUGUUCCAGCAGAUGCAGACCACAUCCCCAGCCGAUGCAGAGGGAGAGGACGCCACCAGGAACGCCGACAAAUCGGUGCGCCUCUCCCUCCCCAGAGCCGGGAGCCUGAACGAGAACGUGGACCACAGCGCGCUGUUGAAGCUCGGGUCCACCGUGUCUGAGCGCGUCAGCAAGUUCGACACCAAACCAGAAAACGGGCACCAGCGGGCCUCGUCGCCAAGCUACUCCAAGCUGCAGGAGACACGCCGCAUCUUCGAGCAGCAGCAAGAGAAGCAACAGCAGGAGAAGCUGGCCACCACCAGAGUCCUACUGAAGACAGACAAGGCCUCAGGCUUCCAGGAUGGCCGGUUGGACGUGGUGGCUCGUUUCAAUGGCAGCACAGAGUCCCUGGACAGCCUGGACACCAGUGAGGCUGUGUCCCCUACAGUCAGCCAGCUCAGUGCUGUGUUUGAACGGGCAGCCGAGCUCCGGAACAACCUCCACCGCCUCUCCUCUACCCCACCGCUCCCCGCUCGAGGGGUCAGCGCCAAGGUGGGUGUGUUGAACUCCAAAAUAAUCACAAAGAGGGUUAGUGCCUUUGUAGCAGGCAGCCAGGAGGAAGAGCUAAGCUUUCAGAAAGGCCAAGAGGGCCCCAGGGGGAGGGUGACUCCCCCAUCUGAAAGUAUAAAUGGGGGCCAAAGCGCCCUAACUACUGAACUUUCCAGUAAUGUAGGAGAGCCAAAUGAGCAGAGAGGAAAGACUGUUUCAGAUGCAGGUGUUAAGGCCAAAGCUGAGCUCAAACCUGAGGAACACCCCGGGGCCAGUGAGCCUAGCAGCACAUCACUGCAAGGUGACAUCCACAUUUCUGUGGAGAAUGGAGAAGCUGCUGCUCAGAAGCAAAGCUCUCUAAAGGGAGGUGAGAUGGCAAGGGAUGCUGAGGAGGACGACGACAGGACUCUGAGAGACGACCAGUCGGGCCGAGACUCUGUGGAUAUCAGUACCUACAGCGCAGUGGGGGAGGACUUUGGAGGAAGCCAGGUGGACGAAGAGGAAGAUGACGGCGAUGACCGCUACGAGCCUGAGUCCAGCUGUGUGGAGAUUGCUGGGCUGCCUGCUGAGGAGAGCCCGCCUGCUUCCAGGAAGAUCCGCUUCAGCAUGGAUCCCAUCAAGGUGUUUGCCACCUACCCCAACGAGGAUUACGACAGGCGUAAUGAAGACGUGGAUCCCAUGGCAGCAUCUGCAGAGUACGAGCUGGAGAAGAGGGUGGAGAGGCUGGACCUGUUCCCCGUGGAGCUGGAGAAAGAUGGCGAUGGCCUGGGCAUCAGUAUCAUCGGGAUGGGUGCAGGGGCUGACAUGGGCCUGGAGAAGUUGGGCAUCUUCGUUAAGACAGUCACAGACGGAGGAGCGGCACACAGGGAUGGCAGGAUCCAGGUGAACGAUCUGAUUGUGGAGGUGGACGGCACCAGUUUGGUGGGAGUCACCCAGAGCUUUGCCGCCUCUGUACUCAGGAACACCUCAGGAACUGUCAAGUUUGUGAUCGGGCGAGAGAAGCCGGGUGAACAGAGUGAAGUGGCCCAGCUCAUCCAGCAGACCCUGGAGCAGGAACGUUGGCAGAGGGAGAUGAUGGAGCAGCGCUACAACCAGUACAUGGAUGAACAAGAGGGUGCUGAAUAUGGCACAGAUGAAGAAGAAGAUGAGGAUGAGGAGGUCAGUCCGCCGUAUCCCAGCGCCAUCGAAGUGUUUGACUUGGCAGAGAACGAGGACAUGUCGCCUCUGGAGACAGACCCUGAGAAACUGGCCCAUAAAUACAAAGAGCUCCAAAUAAAGCAUGCUGUGACCCAGGCUGAGAUCCAACAGCUGAAAAGAAAGCUGCACCAUGCGGAGCAGGAGAAGCAGCGCUGGCGUAUGGAUAAGGCUCAGCUGGAACAGACCCUGCACGAGAACAAGGAGCGCAUGGAGAAGCUGGAGGGCUACUGGAUGGAGGCUCAGAGCCUGUGUCAGGCGGUGGACGAGCACCUGAAGGAGACGCAAGCCCAGUAUCAGGCCCUGGAGCGCAAGUACAGCAAAGCCAAACGCCUGAUCAAGGAAUAUCAGCAGAAGGAGAUUGAGUACCUGAAGAAGGAGACCCAGCGUUGUGCACAAGUUGGGGCUGAGGCCUCCCUUCUCAAAGAGGAGUCUGGACAACUCCAAGAACAGGUGGCUGAUCUGGAGUGCAGGGUCGAGGAGCUGAAAUCGGAACCUUUAUAAAAAAAAAAGAAAAGAAAAAAAAAAGCCUUUUUUCUGUUUCGCAUCUCAGAAAGCAGAACUUCGCCAGAUGAAGUAGAAGAUAGUGUUAUUGUACUUGGAAUGAACUGCAGGGUAUUUCUUGAUUCCAACCUGAGCUUGGUUUCCGGUCGCAUACUGUAUAUGUGUCCUCAGGCUUUGUAUUUCAGCCACUUAACCCUUUUAACCAUGUUUUUCUGUUAACAUUUACGGGAACGUGAAGAACGGUUUUAUCAUCACAAACACAGACUCUGUUGAGCUCUAGAUGUACUGUUCCUUUUUUAACUUUCAGAGUUCAGUAUUUAAUCCCUUAAUUUGUGGUUUUGUGACAGACCUGGCUGUUGCUUUUAAUUGCCAAAAAACAAAUUCCUCUCUUUCUUUUGCCUAGUUUUGUGACCUUUUUUUUUUCCCGAGUUUGUACAGACGUGAUACUGUGUGGUUUAACAAUCAGUUUGGUUUGUAAAAAUUUUUAUUAUGUGUAUAACAUUUAACAUAAUAUAAACUAAUGAGAUUGAGGGUUGUUGUAUAUUUUAUGUGAUGAAGAUGUGUAAAUUGGACGGAGAUUGCACUGAAGAAGACAUCACACAAGGUGCUUCACUGGAACAGAGGACUAGACGGGAAUGAGUCUUUGAAGGUGUCUUUGAAAUUGUACAAAACAGUUACCCAACCUUCGUAGGGGUCUUGUCACUUAACCUUGAGAACCACCUGCUGCCUACCUUUCAGAAGUGUUUGUGUAUUUUUUACACAUUAAGACUCAUUAAUGAGUAACCAAUCCUUCGGUUUCAACCCCUCGCUUCUUUCAAAAAAAACAACAAAAAAAAAACCACAGAGACAAGCCUCCACAACUGCUGUGCCACAAAAUGAAAAUGGAUCUUUUUUUUCUUUUUUUUUUUCCCCCUCAAAAUGGAUGUUGUCAAGGACUUGUGUAACUGGUAUUAGUUAGGACUACUGAUAUAAGAAACAUUAGUGGACUUGGGAUGUUAAAGAAGUCGUUACCAGCAGCAAAGUUACAGAUUUAAAAAGCUUGUCUCUAACCAGCAGCUGCACUUGACACCGCUGUGUGUAGCACAUGGAAAAACACUGCCAGGUUUCUACCUGUUUCAAUUUACGCACAGUUUAAAAUAAAAUUGAGUCUACUUGUGUCAACUGUCAUACCAGUAUGUUUGUAUAGUUCAGGUAAGACUGAAAUAUUUUACUUAAUAUUUAUAAUAUAGUCAAGGUGGAAAUAUGAGCUAACAAGGACAAAAACUGACAAAAUCAAUGCAAAAAGCAACGUUCAAUAGACAAAGUUAUACUGUGUCAUGUAAAAAAAAUAAAGUAGUAGAUCUGGAUGACAUUGAAAAAAACAGGCAUGGUUAUGAGUAUUUUCAUAAUAUUAAGGCUUGUACAGUGCACAUGCUUUGCAUUGUAUGUUUUGUGGAAUAAAUGGUCAACAGUGA
This is a messenger RNA of Seriola aureovittata, 4161 nucleotides long. It is a transcript of the gene ppp1r9bb, whose product is annotated as protein phosphatase 1, regulatory subunit 9Bb. Lineage: Eukaryota; Metazoa; Chordata; Actinopteri; Carangiformes; Carangidae. The record is from RefSeq and is a predicted model, not a curated record. Gene Ontology annotation, biological process: calcium-mediated signaling; actin filament organization; neuron projection development. The transcript has 11 exons. Gene Ontology annotation, cellular component: postsynaptic density; dendrite; cytoplasm. Gene Ontology annotation, molecular function: actin filament binding. Bases 290 to 2707 code for a protein of 805 amino acids.